Messenger RNA from Galleria mellonella (greater wax moth), 4632 nucleotides. RefSeq lists its product as uncharacterized. Bases 1 to 4632 code for a protein of 1543 amino acids. Gene Ontology annotation, biological process: DNA integration. The record is from RefSeq and is a predicted model, not a curated record. The transcript has 4 exons. Gene Ontology annotation, molecular function: nucleic acid binding. Lineage: Eukaryota; Metazoa; Arthropoda; Insecta; Lepidoptera; Pyralidae.
AUGCAAAUUAUACCAAGAAGGCCAGGAGAGAUUCGCCCUGCAGCUGAAAUAACUCGUGACGGUGUUGGGCAUUUCCCUACACAUGACGAUGGAACUGGGACUAGGUGUAAAAUGAGUUCGUUCUCAAUUGAUGCAAUCGCAGUCGCAGGGCUCUCGGAUGAAGGUCCAGGAGGGAAGGUCAGGGAUACCCCUCCCCCUAUUGAGCUUAAAUCGUUUAAUAGCCAGGUUGAGCUUUGGCCAAGCUUCUACGAGUGUUUCAAGAUUAAUGUACAUGAUAAUGAAGGUCUAUCUGAUUCACAGAAAUUACAUUAUCUGUUGGGUAAAUUGUCAGGUCCUGCUUUAAAACUGACGGCCGGUAUUGUACCAGCCGGAGAGAACUACGCUAGUAUUUGGCAAAGUUUAGUUAAUAAGUACCAAGACAAACGAGCAUUAGGAUCUCAUUACAUGUCUAUUUUAAUGAAUAUAAAACCUGCUAUUAAUAAUGCUGCUUCGCUUGACACGUUUAUUGAAUCGUUUAGCGCCGCGGUGUCGGCCUUAGAACAGCUAAAAAUUACCGAUCUUAAAGAUUUCAUGCUAUUAACUAUUGCUUUACGAAAAAUAGACUCAGUAACCGCACAGGCAUUUGAAAUGGCAAUUAGAGAUAAGGAAAUCCCUUUUUAUUCGGAAUUUGUCGAAUUUAUUAAAGGUCAAGUAAAGAUAUUAGAUCGUACUAGUAACCGCCCUACGGUUAUACCUACCGUAGCCAGCCCGCGUCAUAACAAUACAGUCCACUACUCUAAAACUUUGCUAUCACGUGAUAAUAUCGAAUCUUGUUCAAUGUGCAACAAUGGUGAUCAUUUGCAAUUAUACCAAUGUACAACCUUCAAAUCGCUUCCGGUCGAACAACGUUUUGAGUUUAUCAAAAACAAACGUGCAUGUAUAAAUUGUUUGAGUAUGUCACAUACUGUGUCGCGUUGUAAUUCUUCGCAUUACUGUAAAAUGUGUAACAAACAACAUCAUACACUAUUACAUAAAACUAGUCUGAGCAAUAAAUUAAAUAAUCGAAAACAACCCUUUACGCCGCCGUCCUGCUCGCACGCAUUACUUGCAGCGCCGUCGGUUAGCACAGCUGAGGUUCCCGCUCAUACUUUGUGUAAUUGCCCCGCGCACCCGCCGCUAGCGGUAACCCCGCCAAUCGCGCAGCUCCCGCCGCCGACUCAGCUGACUCCGUGCGUUAAUAACCAAGUUUCAUUGUGUGCCCGCGCGCAUGUUAUUAAUAACAACAAUACAAUAUUGCUUAGCACGGCACAGAUAAACGUUUUAAAUGAUUGUAAACAGAAGUUAAAUGUUAGAUGUCUUAUUGAUAACGCGUCACAAAACCAUAUCGUGACAACCGCUUGUUGUAAACGCCUUAAUUUAAAACCAAUUCCACUUAAUGUACAUACAUCUAUUAAAGGUAUAGGAUCCGCAUCGCAGACCGUUCGCGGUUGGGUUCCGCUGUGUGUUUCUUCUAAAAAUAACUUGUAUAAUUACACUAUUGAUGCGCUUGUCGUCGACGUCAUAACGGAGAAUAUGCCUUCCGUCAUGAUCGAUGCAACGAUUAUUAGUAGUUUAUUAAAUAUACCGCUUGCUGAUCCACUAUGGCAUACGCCUGGACAGAUUGAACUCGUACUUGGGGCUCAAUUGUUCCCAUAUUUAUUAUUAGGUGGUAAAAUUAUUGCACCUCCCGCACCGGCCGCUAUUGAAACCGUAUUCGGAUAUAUUCUUAUAGGGGAAGUCGCCUCAACCGCUGACUCCGAUACGGCACCCGCCUCUUCAACAUUUCUCAUAUGUUCGGAACAGGAAACACAAAAUGAUAAUUUAGAUAAAACAUUAUGUAAAUUUUGGGAACUGGAAGAAGUUCCUUCAAAAAGGUUUAUGAGUCCGGAGGAGACUGAAUGCGAGCAAAUAUACUGUGACACAAUUUCACGUGAUUCUACGGGUAAAUAUUGUACCUCACUGCCAUUUUCUAAGGAUCCCUCCAUAUUGGGUGAUUCCCGUUCUGUAGCUACUCGUCGCUUACUCUCUUUAGAACGUAAAUUGAAAGAUCCUGUUCUUCAUGCUAGUUACAAUGAGAUCAUACAAGAAUAUCUUAUCAACGAUUACCUAUCGGAAGUUCUGCCCACUAGUAACGAAUAUGGUAAAGGGUAUUACAUACCUCAUCACCCCGUCAUUAGGAAUGAUAAAGAGACGACAAAAUUACGCAUAGUCCUUGACGCAAGCGCCAAGUGUCAUAAUGACAUAUCUCUAAAUGAUAUAUUACAUACGGGACCCAACUUACAAGCCGAUAUAUUAAUUCUUUUAUUGAACUUUCGCUUAUUUCCUAUUGCACUAACCGCCGACAUAAAACAAAUGUAUCUAAGAAUCGAAGUUCGUAAGGAACAUAGAAAAUAUCAAAAGAUAUUGUACCGUUUUAAUUCUACAGAGCCUAUUCGUGAGUUUCAGUUUAAUCGUGUCGCGUUCGGGCUGCGAUGCAGUCCAUACCUAGCCAUGCGUACUGUUAGGCAGUUGGCAGAAGAUGAGAGGACCGGGUACCCGCGUGCAGCUGAUGUAGCGACUAAUGAACUGUAUAUGGACGAUUUGGCUACCUCCGUCUCGACAUUUAAGGAAGGAGUGGUUUUGUCACGCGAACUCAUUGCAUUAUUUAAGGAGGGCGGCUUUCAUUUGACUAAAUGGGCGAGUAACUCUGUGGAUCUUUUAUCUGCUGUUCCUGAAUCUAACCGAACCGCUAUUAAUUUUUCGAAUAAUGAUAGUAUAAAAAUACUCGGAUUGAAAUGGCUUCCCUCUGAGGAUGUGUUUACUUUUUCAACAUGCUCUAUAGACGAGAAAUGUACUAAACGUACUAUCCUCUCGGCUAUUGCCCGUCUAUGGGAUGUUUUAGGAUUCGCUGCACCAGUAAUUCUUUUUGCUAAACUUUUAAUACAAGAAUUGUGGAUCCAACACAUUGGUUGGGAUGAUGCUCCACCAAUGGAUAUACAAACAAAUUUUCAUAAUUUUAUACAACAAUUAAAACAUCUCUCUUCGUUGAAGAUACCUAGACACGUUAAUGUGGAAGUUGGUUGUACUACCAACAUAGUUGCAUUUUCCGAUGCCAGCAUGAAGGCGUAUGGAUGCGUAGUGUACCUACACGUCACGGAUCCGAUAGGUAAAGUGCAUGUCGCUUUAGUAUGUGCAAAAUCUAAAGUCGCACCUACAAAAACGGUAACUCUUGCUAGACUGGAAUUAUGUGCUGCUGUUUUAAUGUCAAAACUUGUAAAGCUGGUCUUAGACACGUAUAAUUCCCGCAUUAAUAUUAAUAAAAUCUUUGCAUUUUCCGAUUCACAAAUCGCCCUUUCAUGGAUCCAUUCUUCACCACAUAGGUGGAACGUUUUUGUAAGUAACCGCGUAGCAAAGUGUCAAGAAAAUCUUGCCUCUUCGCAUUUUUAUUACGUAAACACGACAGAUAAUCCUAGUGACUGUCUGUCUAGAGGUUUAUUACCUGACCAGUUGAUAUCGCAUCCUUUAUGGUGGCACGGUCCCGUCUGGUUACAGCGCCCUCUGGCCGAAUGGCCAAUAUCUCCAUUUAAACCAGUGAAUUAUAUACAUAAAAAUAACUUACCUUCAUCACAAUUUCGUAAACUUGACCCCUUUAUCGAUGAAAGUGGAGUUAUUAGAGUAGGAGGAAGAUUAUCUAAUAGUAACUUACCUUUCGAAGCUCAGCAUCCCGCAUUACUGCCUAAACAUGAUCAUAUUACUCACCUGCUUAUAGACAAUUAUCACCGUAUGUACUGUCAUACUGGUGCUUCAUUAUUGACUUCAUUACUACGACAAAAAUAUUGGAUUAUAUCAGCCAGAAGUGUAAUUAAACAAAGAGUCCACUCCUGUAACAAGUGUUUUAAAGCUUCUCCAUCAAGCAAGGCGCCAAAAAUGGCGGACUUGCCUCCGUACCGCGUGCGUGAAACGAAAGCCUUUGUGCACACCGGCGUGGAUUACGCUGGACCUAUAAAAAUAACGUUACGCAGACACCGUGGUCAAAAGUCACAAAAGGCUUACAUUUGCCUAUUUAUUUGCCUUGUAACAAAAGCCGUGCAUAUCGAGUUAGCCACAGACCUUUCAUCUGAUAUAUUCAUUUCUGCCUUUAAACGCUUUAUAUCACGGCGUGGACCGGUCUCAUGUCUUUAUUCUGAUAAUGGAACAAAUUUCGUUGGUGCAAAAGCUCAACUCCAUGAUCUUAUGCUUAAUAACCGUAUUGAAUGGCAUAUGAUCCCGCCCCGCGCCCCUCUCUUCGGGGGGGCUUUGGAAUCAAAUAUUCGAAGUAUAAAAACCCAUUUAUUCCGUACAAUCGGUUCUCAAUUACUCACGUACGAGGAAAUGUUAACUGUUUUAACACAAAUAGAGACAAUUUUAAAUUCAAGACCUCUCUGCGUACUAACGGAGGAACCGUAUCCUGAACCGCUAACUCCUGCGCAUUUCAUUAUGGCCUCCCCCCUUUUGCACUUACCCAUUGAAAACGUAUCCGAGGACAUUCGAAGUCUUAGACAACGUAAGCAGCUACUUGAUAAUAUAGUUAGCAGUUAUUGGAAAAGGUGGCGUUUGGAGUAUCUUAAUACUUUACAGUUGGCCCUGGAGCCUUGA